This is a messenger RNA of Schizosaccharomyces japonicus yFS275, 2041 nucleotides long. RefSeq lists its product as hypothetical. The record is from RefSeq and is a predicted model, not a curated record. Gene Ontology annotation, biological process: regulation of alternative mRNA splicing, via spliceosome. The transcript is spliced from 2 exons. Lineage: Eukaryota; Fungi; Ascomycota; Schizosaccharomycetes; Schizosaccharomycetales; Schizosaccharomycetaceae. Bases 106 to 1170 code for a protein of 354 amino acids.
CAAGCAUUUUCGUUGAAAAUUUGCGUCCACUUUGGAUGACCGAAGUGCCUGUCACUUUUCGAUAUUCAACUGCUAGACGAGUGCUUAGCUUAAUUUGGAGACGGCAUGUCCUCGAAUGGAUUGAAAUAUGGUCUAAACAUCCGAGGAAAAACUGCGUCAGCUUCUCGAAAACCGGGAAUUACUUUUGACGAUGAUUUCGACGAGGACGAUGAAGAACCAGAUAGACAAACACGAUCAAGUGUCAGAUUGGAAGAACCAAUUGUAGAACAAGAAGUGGAUUCUUCUGUUUACGGUUAUGAUGAGUACUACGAUAGCAUGAAACAAGUGGAACGGGAAAAGGAACAGAAAAAAAAAAUGGAAGCGCAGGAUCGCCGUCCAAAAUAUAUGGCUGACUUAAUAGCAGCCUCAAAAACACGGAAGAGGGAUUUAUUAUUGGCAAAAGAACGUGCUCUAAAAAAGCGACGUGAAGAAGAAGGUGACGUAGAUGAAGCUUUUGUCACGACAAGUUACGUGAAACAUCAAGAAGAAGUGUCAAAAGAACUUGCAGAUCAGGAGGCUGAAGAAGCUAAAUUGAAGAGUUCUGGUCGUGGUCUUGAGCAGUUCUACUCUAAUAUGCUUGAGCAGCAAGAAGAGCAGCAUCAGGCUGCUGUUCAUGCUUCGAUGAACCGGAAUGCUACUUCUUCUUCAGCAGAUAUUCUCGCAUCGAAAAAGAGUGAUAAGGAGUUAGCUGAAGAAGCAAGGAAACGCGGGCUGCAUGUUGAGCUGAACGAUGAAAAUGAAAUCGUCGAUCAGCGACAAAUUUUGAAAGCGGGUUUGAAUACAAGCAUUGGAGCCGUCAAGCAUCCCAAUGAAAAUCAAAGAGACAAAAAUGCGAAACCUUGGUUUGAAAGGAAAGGCGGCCGUAAACAUUACGAGUCUCGAUCUUCAGCUUAUUCUACCCAGUCGUAUUCAUCAACGACUACUGCUCUUGACAUGCGUGAGCAAGAGCGUCAAGCACGGCUUAAACGUGAGGAAGAAGAGCGGAGGAAACGGGAAGAGAUUCUUCGCACACAUACUUCACAUACAACGACGCAAGCACAAGUGCAAUCGGCUCGUGAACGUUACCUUCAACGAAAACGACAGCAGCAACAACAGCAGGGAAAUGUUUCCGGCAACGGUGAUGCCAAAUAAAUUGUAUGAUAAACACAUUUACAAAAAACAAGGGGAUCCACCAAAAAUGUCGAGAACAGAUCUCCCAAUCCGCCCGCCUCGCACCCUUUACCUAUAACGUUAUGAACAAUUCAUUUCUAUGCGAUCCUUUUGUCGAAAGCCCGGUCUAUCCCGAAAGUACAAUAUUGAUCAUAUCUUGUUCAACAUAAUCGUACACAUUCAUUGGCGUGUCGUAUCUACUUGGAGAGAAUUUUGAUGACAAACUCACGGUAGUUAAAAGAGCCUGUAUUGUUUGGAUCCGCUUCUUGAAUCAUUGCCUGAACUUCUGCCGUAGGGAGUUUUUCACCCAAGUUGGUCAUAUACUCGGCAAAACGACUUGUUUCAAUCAUGCCUGUGUUGUCACGGUCAAAGACAGCAAAAGCUUUGAUGAACUCGUCCUCUGAUUCCACCUGACUUAAUUUUUCAGUCAUAAGAUCUGUAAACACCUGUUUGUUGAUCGUGUCGCCAUGUUUCUGGGAAAAGUUUGUGAGCUCAAUAUCUGUGAUAUUAACACCCAAACUACGGAGAACAGAACCAACGUGGCUAGUGGGUAUAAGACCAUCGUUAUCGAUAUCAUAGAGGUUAAAAGCCUCGUUCAUUUCAUCAAUUUGUUCUUUAGAGAGAGACAUCGUUAAAUGUGUGUGUGUGCGUAAUUGUGUGUGUCGUUCCUGGAUGGUGAAUUUAAGCAAUGAGGGAAACAGGUACUCGAGGUAUAAACCUUGUCUUUGUUGAUAUAUGUGGGAGGAUGCCGUUUGUGAACGUUGAACUGGUGGAGCACUUUUGGUGGUGAGUUUUGAUCAGAUGUCGGUUUCCCGCAGUUUUAACCAAUAACAAACGAAUAAACAAAAAUCGC